Thrips palmi is the source of this 6205-nucleotide messenger RNA. It is a transcript of the gene shtd, whose product is annotated as anaphase-promoting complex subunit 1. Gene Ontology annotation, biological process: anaphase-promoting complex-dependent catabolic process; metaphase/anaphase transition of mitotic cell cycle; protein K11-linked ubiquitination. The transcript is spliced from 34 exons. Gene Ontology annotation, molecular function: molecular adaptor activity. The record is from RefSeq and is a predicted model, not a curated record. The coding region runs from base 185 to 6160 and encodes 1991 amino acids. Lineage: Eukaryota; Metazoa; Arthropoda; Insecta; Thysanoptera; Thripidae. Gene Ontology annotation, cellular component: anaphase-promoting complex.
GGGAAGCAGCAAGUGUGUUGUCAAUAUUUAUACUUCAUCUUCAUCUGUGAUCUUGCAUAAUGACAUUAGGCCGUGUGAGGCAGUAGAAGCACUUCAAGCGAGUGCGAGCCUUGUUCACCAGCAUACACUGUAAAGAAUCAUCUUCAGGCAUGGGCUGGAACUUCCUAAGGUGUUUCUGUAGCCAAUGCCAGCAGUAAACAUAACCAUACCUCGUCCGGCACUCUUUCAUUCAUUGUCAAGUUCAGUGGGUCUGGAAGAAAACAACAUGAUUGCAGCUUCAGAACCGAAGGUCUUUGUGCCCUGUGGACGUGAAAGGUUGCAAAUUCAUCCAGGCUCUGUGAUACUUCCUUCGACAAAGCCUCAACUUCAGCCAGAAUCCCACUUGCUACACCUCUUGAGUCAAGUCAACAUCUCUGACACCUCUGAUGUGGAGUGGUGGGUCUUACGAGAGAGUCCAGAGUAUCCUCAAUGCGAGGAAGAGUUAUAUGUUCGGGGCAAAACUGUAGUUUGGAGCAGAGGUGAAGGAGCUGAUCCUGGUCGUACAGAUGUCAAUGGUAGCCGCAAUGUUGUCAUUUGCUGUUUCACUGUUGAGACAACUGUGUCACAUGCCCUGUGGACCACAUUUCCGACUACUCCAACUGACAAGUCUUCUUCAGAAGGUUCAACAGGAAAACCUAUGUCUUGUGUGUGCAUUGUGGAUGAGAGUAAUAUUAAAGCAUUCUCAUCAGAGGGUGAAGAUUUCAUAGCAUCCCUUCAAUUCAAACUCCGCAGUGUGUGGAGCACAAGUCAUGGCCUUCUGUUGGAGCGUGCUACAGGUAACAGUGAAGAUGGAAGACUACCAACUCUGUUUGCUCUCUUGCACCCACUUGAUGAAAUCACUCCUGUCAUUGUAAAGCAAGGGAGCGUGAACUUCAUGAGUGAUCCUUAUCAGCAUGUUGUAUUUUGCUCGGACAACCCCCCUAUAGUGAUGAUGUAUGAUUCUAGAAAUGGCGUCCACUCCAUUUGGAAAAUUAGGAAGGCACAGCAAGAAGAAAGUCAAGCAAUGUGCGGAACUGAGAGCUCUUUAAACCUAUCAUCAUCUGUUUAUCUCAGUAGUGGAAAUGUUAGUACGUCUUCCAAUGCUGGAUUGCACCGUAGUUUGUUUGGGAAUUUGUCAAUGAAUCCUGGUGUGAGUAGUCCCUACAGUGGCAACAACCAGUCAUUCUGUAGGCCUCAAAGUCCUGUUCCCUCAUUUAGAUGUCAGUCUCCUGCUCGCUCGCCUCAGUCAUGGAUGAAUCGCUCGUCAAGAAAUUUUCAGUCACCUUCUGGGCCAUCUAGUCCUUCAUCAUAUCAAAGCACCCCAUCACCCUCUGCUUUCAGUCGACUCUUGACUGAUAAUUGUGCACAAGAUCCACGACCCGUAUGUCCUCAAAUUUGUUUAGAACCUGUCUGGACUGAGAACUGUGGAUCCUAUGGUGAUGGCAUAAAAUCGGCCCCAGCUAAAAAAGCUUUCUUUACCACUGAUGUAGUUGGACAGACCUACCUGUGUUACCUUGUUCCGUCCAGAAGGCAGUUGUUAUACUCACGUUUAGAAAAAACAAAUGCAUCAGAAAAACUUAUAUUCGGUAUAACGGCUGGUGUUCCGGCUGUAGAUGCUGCACCUAUAACACAUUUAAGCAUGGUCGUAGUCAUAGAUCCAAAUGGUAGUGUGGUGCUUUAUUCUGGAACUACUGUUGUGGGAAAAGUUCAUGUACCUGGAAUGCCUACUCAGAUAAAUUCUUCCUUUAUUCCCAUGAACCUUCUGCAGCAGUUUGGAUCACCAUUCCCAAGGCGAAGUAGUUUGUUGCCUACUAUUCGCAAUUUGGCAACACCUCAUGAAUUACCAAUGGAAGAUCGUUUGUUCAUGUCCCCUGCUCCCAUUCCUAGAAGAAGUAGCUUGUUGCCUUCCUUCAGAAACGUUAAUGCUCAGGAACCCAUGUUUGAUGAACGUGCUGAGCUGCUUUCACCAGUGCCUCAUGACAAAAGCCGGGAUUCGCCCCUUUGUGGCAGUGCACCUACUACGGCUCAGGGCACACCCAGGGAGGGUUUACUUUCCCUGAGAGAUCCAGUCAGGAAUAGGGUCACUUUGGAAUAUUCAAAUGGAAGUUUUUAUCGCCUGUCACUUCCUGAAAUUUGCUCUUCACCAUUAGUGACCUUGUGCAUAAGUGCUCUGAAGCAGGUGUUACCAAGAGAGAUUGCUGUGCAGUUAGUUGUGAAGUGGUAUGUGGCUAGGAAUGCCCCUGGUACUCAAGACAUUGCACCAAGCCAGGAGUGGCGGUUGUUUCUUGGAGUUUUACUUGGCAUGUUGGGAUAUGACGUUGAGAAACUGGCUGUGAUGCAUCAGCCGUCUUCAGAGAAUGGAGACAGUCCCACUUUGCAACCAAAAAAGAAGCGCACCUGUGAUAGUGGAUCUCAAGAGGACUGGGAAUACCUUCUGAAUUCUACACACCACCACUCAUUAGGCUCUGGACUAUCUGCACUGCUGGGUCUGACACCAGUUAAUAGUCCAGCUGGAGGUUCUGAUGGUGAAGCAGCUCAUGGCCAAAUUAAUGUGAACGCUUCACUCUUUAGUCACAUUCCUUUGGUGUUGUUAAGUUUACAUUUACUGUAUGAAGACAUGAAGCUGAACACACUGCUGUUGGACUGUCAGCCACUUCUCGCUCAACUUCUACACCAAUUAGCAUCGGACCUUCGUUUUGUGCAGUAUGCACACCACUAUUGGCGGGACUACCCCAGCCAUUGUCCUAUAACUCCAGUUAAGGAAAGUCAAAUUAAGGAUGCUGAUCUUCAAAAGUUGUCUACUCCAAGUUACAUGCCAGCAGAACCACCCAGCAUUUAUGAGCACCUUUUGGCUCUUCUGCAAGGUCCUACAAAGCCUCAGCCAUUCCCCCAUUUGAAGCAUGUGAACAAAAGGACAAAAGAUAUUGUUCAGCUUUCCUGUUUGUUAACAAUUGCUCAGAAAGAACCUAAUGUUUCACUGGAGAACUUUGUGCGCCCCAUUGUGCCCGCUGGUAGUCGUAAUGACAACCGAGAGCUAUCAAAUCUAAAACUGAAUAGAGAAGAAAGUGCAGCUCACAGAGCUGUUCUCCUUAUGGUGGAAAUGGGUUUUGAUAGGAAAGAUCUGCAGACACUCCCCUCAGCCAUUCUACUGCUCUUAAGUGAUGCCUUGUACCAAGCAAGAGAGAACCCUCCCAGAGAUUGGCCCCAUGCUGCAUACAAGCUUAUAGCUCGUCAAGAUCUAGCCUCUCAAUAUGAGCCUGCUAAGGCUUCUGUGAGUAGUUCUAGAGCACUCGGGUCAAGGGGUAACAAUGGUCCUACUUCUUCGAAAAUUUCCCAAAGUCCUGAAUUGGAGGACGAUAUGGAUGGUCUGAAGACGAUCAUGAAACUACGGUGGCCCAAAGAUCAGAGAGUCAAUGAGGUGAAACGACUUCUACAGUCCUCACAACCUGUAAUGAUAACCAUCCAGCAAAGACCAGAAGUAUCAGACCAUGAAUUUAUUGAGGAACAAGAAAAACACUUGUAUGCUCUUUGCACUCGCACAAUGGCACUUCCUGUCGGCAGGGGAAUGCUGACCCUCCGCUCCUCAGUUCCUGUUAUAACUGAGCCAUUGCCUAUUCCAAGACUGAAUCUAGUUGGCAAAGUACCUCCCAGGAACACAACUGUCGAUUUGUCACACAUAGAAGUUGUCCCCAACAUGAAUAUGUGGCCUCUUUUUCAUAAUGGUGUUGCUGCAGGCUUGCGCAUAGCUCUAUCAGCUCCUAAUAUUGAUUCCACCUGGAUUGUGUACAAUAAACCAAAGGGUGGAAGUGAAGUGUUAACAGAACAUGCUGGUUUCCUUAUGGCAUUGGGCCUAAAUGGUCACCUCAAUACUUUAGCUGUUUUAAACAAAUUUGAGUACCUGGUGAAGUGUCAUGAAAUGACGAGCGUGGGACUCCUCUUGGGUAUUGCUGCUUCCAAAAGAGGCACUAUGGAUGUGAAUGCAACAAAGAUGCUUAGCAUCCAUGUCGAAGCUCUUCUUCCCCCAACAUCCAUCGAACUGGAUGUAGGACCUAAUACUCAAGUAGCUGCCCUGUUAGGUGUUGGCCUUGUCUAUCAGGGGACAGGUCACCGUCGCAUUGCAGAAGUGUUGCUGUCUGAAAUUGGAAGACCUCCUGGGCCUGAAAUGGAAAAUAGUGUGGAUCGUGAAUCAUAUUCUGUGGCUGCAGGAUUGGCACUAGGUCACGUGGUUCUGGGGCAGGGCUCUGAGUUGUGCGGUCUGGCGGAUUUGGCCAUUCCUGAUACGCUUCAUUACUACAUGGUUGGUGGGCAUAGAAGGCCAGUCACAGGCUCUCAGAAGGAGAAAUAUAAAUGCCCAAGCUUUCACAUUCGUGAAGGAGACUCGCUGAACAUUGAUGUGACGGGCCCUGGUGCAACUCUUGCUUUAGGAAUGAUGUACUUCAACACUGGAAACAGGGCUGUAGCUGAUUGGAUGAAAGGUCCUGAUACUCAGUAUUUGCUGGACUUUGUUCGUCCUGACUUUUUAUUACUGAGAAUGCUAGCAAAGAACCUCAUUCUUUGGGAUGAGGUUUUACCCACUAUAGAAUGGGUUGAGUCUCAUAUUCCUGAAUCUAUUCGGCCAUAUUGUCUUGUAAAGCCUAAAGCCACUACCACCGAUUUUGUGGUGGACUAUGAAACAAUGAAUCAAGCUUACUGCAACAUUUUAGCUGGUGCUUGUAUGUCAAUGGGUCUGAAAUUUGCUGGAUCAGCCAACAAAGAGGCAUUUAACACCCUCCUCAUGUAUGCCAAAAAGUUUACAUCUCUGCUUGGUAAAUCCAUUGCCGAGUUAGCAGGGAAAUCUACCAUUGAAACCAGUCUGAAUGUGAUAGUAUUAUCCCUUGCAAUGGUGAUGGCUGGAAGUGGCUCUUUAGAAGUGAUACGAAUUUGCCGCUUUUUGCGAGCCCGAGUUGGUCCAACCAAUUCUGUUGUAACUUAUGGAUCUCAUCUCACCACCCACAUGGCUCUAGGUUUGCUGUUGCUAGGUGGGGGAAGAUACACAUUAUCAACUUCACCCCCUGCCAUAGCUGCCAUGCUUGCAGCAUUCUUCCCAAAGUUUCCCACUCACAGCAAUGAUAACAGAUACCACUUACAAGCCUUCCGCCAUUUGUACGUACUUGCUGUGGAACCUCGUCUCAUUGUUCCUCGAGAUAUUGACACUGGUGUGCUGUGUUAUGCCCACAUUACAGUAGUGUACUUAGACACAAAGCAUUACUCAAAUCAGUCUGCGAGGCUCAAGGCUCCAUGUGUCCUUCCAGAGCUUAGCACUUUGAAAGAGGUCAGAAUAGAAGAUGAGAGGUAUUGGACAAUGGUUUUCCACAGAGAUCAGAAUUGGGAUCAGCUCAAGCGAUUGCUGGAAGGUCCUGCUACAGUGGAUGUGAAGCAACGAGCUGGCUGCUUAUCGUACUCUGAAGAUCCUAAUGGUUUCCGAAGUCUUCUUGCUCGAACUCUUACUGCUCAAAGUGUGUCUGCAUGGAGUGUACCUGCUGAGUCAGUACUAGCAUUUUCUUCAGAUCCCAAAAUGGUGAAUUUUGCUCGUCUUUUCCUUGAGCAAAAAGUCAGCAACGACAGCCAGGUUGGUGUGAGCGGAGAAAGUGAGAAUCAUAUGAUGCAACUUCUCACCGCACUUGUGUACGAGUGCAUCACUCAGGAUAAACGAAUGAUCCUUUCUAUCUGGAUAACCGUUUUGAAGGGCCUUCAGAAUAUGAGACGUGUCCCUUGCCCUGUGAUGACAUGGCAAUUGAAGCUCCUGGUAGCUCAGGUCUUGAGAUCAGGCAGAGUUGGUGAAAAGCCAGUUUUCACUGCAGACCUCGCUUUGUCAGUACACCAAUCAGUCAAUAUGAUUCUCGAAUCAUGGGAGAAAGAUCUUUAUCCAUUUUUGAGGCAGUACUUAAGCAAUGGAAAACUGAAUGGAAAUUGUGAAAUGCUCAGAAAGCUAGCCACUUACAUAACGUAUUAUGGUAUUCCUGGGCCACAUCAUUUGGCAUUCAAUGCUGGAGAAAAUGUAAAUCCAUUACUAGUUCAUUCAAGAUUGAGAAAUCUUCAACUCCCUGUUAUCACUAUUCAGAAGAUUACUGCUAUUCUUCAAUCAAGCCAUGAUGUCAGCUGAUAAUAUGCUUUAUUUUAAUUGCAUAAUAAAUUUUUUACCAUGUAA